Rubroshorea leprosula is the source of this 1416-nucleotide messenger RNA. NCBI's taxonomy places the organism in Eukaryota, Viridiplantae, Streptophyta, Magnoliopsida, Malvales, Dipterocarpaceae. The record is from the annotation of a GenBank genome assembly.
CACCAACUACUAAAGUUUCAUUUUCCGUGUAACCAAACAAUCCCUUACGCGGAAAAGGGGGAAAAACAGGGUUUCUUGACCACUUUUGUUGAAUAACUGAAGUCUAGCUGGGAGAAGAUAAGAUCUUGCCAGAAACCCAGUUCUUAUCAUGCGGUUUUCGAGGUAUUUAGUUCUUUGAUCAUUUGAUUUAUUUAUUUAUUUAUUAAUUUUUGGAGAAUUCUGGGAGGUUUUUGUACCACAAUUAGAACCAUCUAUGUUGUUUUUCUCCUUAGAUUCGGUGAGAAAAAUCAUUACUUUCCAGUCUGAUUGACGAGCCCUGAUUGUUUCCCAGGAAACUUAGCCUUCCCUUUCCUGGGUUUCUCGUUUUGCUUCGUGUACUCUUGGUUCGGACCCUGUAGUAGUGUGGAUGUUAGGUUGUAGAUACCUUCCAUCUUGGAUCGUCCCAAUUUUCGCAUGCAUGGGAGCAGAGGUUGUUUUGGAUGCUUUGGUAAAGACCCAGUGAUUACUGCAGUGGAUGAGCCAUCAAAGGGGCUGAAAAUUCAAGGGCGACCUGUGAAGAAAUCCAGCAUUUCUGAGGAUUUCUGGGGCACUAGCACAGGUGAAAUGGACAAUAGUACAAUUCAGUCCCAGCGAAGCAUUUCUUCGAUCAGCAUAUCAAACCAGUCACUUGAUCCUUCUAGCAGCACAAGCAAUCCUUCUGAAUUUGUAAACCAUGGCCUUCUCCUUUGGAAUCAGACAAGGCAGCAAUGGCUAGCAAAUAAAAGGUCCGAGAGGCAGACAGAACUUCGACAGCCCGCCAUAAGUUGGAAGGCUACUUAUGAGAGUUUACUUGGAACUAAUAAGCCUUUCCCCCGGUCUGUACCUCUACCUGUAAGUUUACUCUGCCUCUACAUAGUUUUUUGCUUAUUAAUUACACUCAAUACAAUUUUCUUUUCCUUCAUCCUGCCGAAGUUUCUCCACACUGUGAAUGAGGUUCAAUCUGACAGGAAAUGGUGGAUUUCCUUGUUGAUGUCUGGGAGCAAGAGGGCUUAUAUGAUUAAUCGAGUACAAGGAAUAACCGAAAAAAGAAAAGAAAUAUGGAAACUCUUUUCCAGUAAUUCAUUUGUGGCAAUGUUACUAACUGUAUUAUACUUUUAUCUUCUUCUUUUGAAUCAUUCAACUCUGUUAUCCUUACAUUCAAACCUAUAAAUUUAGGACUCCUGGAUUGAUGGGAAAAAUGCAAAUAUUAUUGUUCUUGCACAUGGUCUAUUUGCAACUAGCUAGACCUUGUACCGACUAAACAGGCCUAUUACUAUAGCAGGCUCUGCCCUAGUGCCCUGUUCUAAGAUGUUGAUUUUUGGACUUUCCCAGGGAUUUUUGCCCCAUCUUUAGGAAACCUUGGGAAAUUUCUUCUGACACCGACCAACUUGUUCACAU